Molecule: messenger RNA, 237 nt
Organism: Protopolystoma xenopodis
Lineage: Eukaryota; Metazoa; Platyhelminthes; Monogenea; Polystomatidea; Polystomatidae
Source: the annotation of a GenBank genome assembly
GCCUGUAUCAUCUUUUCUACAUGUCUAACCCUGUACAUAACACUUCCUCCUCCACAUAAAGACAAAAAGCCCAUCAACAUAACCAGACGCACCAAUGGACUGCAGUUUCGACCUCGAAUCGGUCUUAUCAACACCCUCAGCGAGAGUCGAGCCGCCCCCAUCCUGCAGUGUCGCGGUUCGACUCCCGCUAAGGGUGUUGAUGAUACCGAUGCGAGUUCGAAACUCCAGUCCACUUAA